AUGGACCGAUCGGUUUCCGGCGGGAGAGGGUACUACUACUCGGCGGCGCCGGUGGGCACGGGCAUGGGCAUGGGCCCGCUCGCGGGCCAGCUCGGCGAGUGGCUGUUCCGGGCCGUGCAGCCGCCGGCGCCCACGCCGUGCGGGUCGCCCGGCGGGCCCCCGAUCACCGCGCCGCGGGUCCGGAUGAGGGACGGCCGGCACUUGGCGUACGAGGAGUCCGGCGUGUCUAAGGAGACCGCACGGUUCAAGAUCGUCUUCUCCCACGGCUUCACCGGCUCCCGCCUCGACAGCCUCCGCGCAUCGCCGGAGGUCGCCGAGGAGCUUGGCGUGUACAUGGUGGGAUUCGACCGCGCCGGCUACGGCGAGAGCGACCCCAACCCUGGCCGCUCCGUGGAGACCGCGGCGCAGGACAUGGAGGACCUGGCCGACGCGCUGGGGCUCGGCGACAAGUUCUACGUCGUCGGCUUCUCCCUCGGCUGCCACGCCGUGUGGGGCGCGCUCAGGUACAUCCCGGAGCGGAUCGCCGGGGCAGCGAUGCUGGCACCGGUGGUGAACUACUGGUGGCCCGGGUUCCCGGCGGAGCUGGCGGCCCGGGAGUACGGCCGGCAGGAGCGCGGCGACCAGUGGGCGCUGCGCGUUGCGCACCACGCCCCCGGCAUCAUACACUGGUGGAUGGAGCAGAGCUGGCUGCCCCUGCCCACCUCCACCGUCGUCGUCAACACUACCUACCUCCCCAACAAGCGCGACGCCGAGAUCCGACGCACCCUCACCGCCGACGGCACCCUCCGGAAGAAGAGGGAGAUGGCGACGCAGCAAGGGAUCCAGGAGUCGUACUACAGGGACAUGGCCGUCAUGUUCGGCAAGUGGGAGUUCGACCCCAUGGCGCUGCCGGAGCCGCCGUGCCCGGUGCACCUGUGGCAGGGCGACGAGGACGGCCUGGUGCCCGUCGCGCUGCAGCGCGGCACCGGCCACUUCCUGUCCGCCGUUCCCGGGCUCGGAGACACCGUUCUCCGGACACUUUUCGGUUGA
Molecule: messenger RNA, 1029 nt
Organism: Triticum turgidum subsp. durum (durum wheat)
Lineage: Eukaryota; Viridiplantae; Streptophyta; Magnoliopsida; Poales; Poaceae
Source: the annotation of a GenBank genome assembly